AUGGCGUUGAACGCUUCUCGAGAGGAGAUUCGAGACGAUCGCUACUAUCGCUCGCUGCUGCUUGGGCCCCGCAUAUGGGUCCGCGCACACGCUUUUAGCGCUAAAAACCGCAAACGCAAAUACCGCAAAGCCACCCACACCAUUCGGAAGGAGGAAAAAGAGCGGCUUCAAAUUGAGCUGGCGACUCUGCAAGCCCGCAUGGAAGAGCUCAAACAACAAGCAAUGGACUCUUUCGGCAAACCGGGACAGAUCGACAAGGACAGAGUCAUUACCAGCAAAGUUCUACGCGACGCUGUCCAGCGACAGCAACUUGAAUUCGCCACUAUCCAAGGAAUCAUGUCGGAAUACGCACUUUCAACGAUUCAAGCAGGUAGUCCCUUGCAGAGAUUUAUUCAUUUAAGUCGAGACGAAGGCUCUAGGAGAGAUACACUGCUGGCAUUGAAGCCGUUGAAGCUGAAGGAUGCGGAUUAUUUCUUAACCCAACGACGACCCAAUGUGGAUCCGUGCAAACCCAUGUGUGAAGACCGUCGCUACGAAUUGCCGAACGGAGAUUUCUGCUCCACACGCUUCACCACAAUCCAAUUUCACGGUGUGGAAAGUGUGAAACAAGUCUUUGAUACGCUGGUGGAUGGCGACAAAGGGGUGACGCAGAAUCGAUUGGUGUCGACGACCAUUAACGGGCUACUAAUGGAGUCGAAUACAGUGCUUUUCUCGCAGUUUUUCGAGCCCGACAAGGAGCCAGGCCACGAGAGAGGACGAGGAUUGAUCGUGGCGGACUUUGUGGACGAGGAUGAACGACAUCCCUAUCGCCCGUAUGAACGUAUUAGACGUAACAUCAACGCUAUACUGGAGCUGACGUCGUACACUCGUAAGAGCGUCGUCGUGCUAACCCGAUGGGUCUUUUCCCAAUUGAAUCGACCUUCGUUUGCGAUAUCGACGGACAAUUGGGACGAAUUGCGAGAUAACAUGGAUCGAUGGGGCGAAACUAUGCACCGCUCGAUGAUUGAAAGUCUCAAGCCGAGAGGUUGA
Molecule: messenger RNA, 1029 nt
Organism: Phytophthora infestans T30-4
Lineage: Eukaryota; Oomycota; Peronosporomycetes; Peronosporales; Peronosporaceae
Exons: 6
Coding region: 1-1029 (342 amino acids)
Source: RefSeq, a predicted model, not a curated record